Thrips palmi is the source of this 1917-nucleotide messenger RNA. RefSeq names its product photoreceptor-specific nuclear receptor (gene Hr51). The transcript is spliced from 8 exons. Gene Ontology annotation, molecular function: zinc ion binding; nuclear receptor activity; RNA polymerase II cis-regulatory region sequence-specific DNA binding. The annotation marks the transcript as partial. The record is from RefSeq and is a predicted model, not a curated record. NCBI's taxonomy places the organism in Eukaryota, Metazoa, Arthropoda, Insecta, Thysanoptera, Thripidae. Gene Ontology annotation, biological process: positive regulation of transcription by RNA polymerase II; anatomical structure development; cell differentiation.
GCGCUGGGCGCCACCAAGGGCCGCGGCAACCUCGGCCUCCAGUGCGUCGUCUGCGGCGACGUCAGCUCCGGCAAGCACUACGGCAUCCUCGCCUGCAACGGCUGCAGCGGCUUCUUCAAGCGCAGCGUGCGCAGGAAACUCAUCUACAGAUGCCAGGCCGGCACGGGCCGGUGCAUCGUGGACAAGGCGCACCGGAACCAGUGCCAGGCGUGCCGGCUCAAGAAGUGCCUGCAGAUGGGCAUGAACAAGGACGCCGUGCAGAAUGAGCGCCAGCCACGCAACACCGCCACCAUCCGGCCGGAGGCGCUGGUGGAGAUGGACCAGGAGCGCGCCCUCAGGGAGGCGGCCGUGGCCGUCGGCGUCUUCGGUGUUCCUUGUGUCGGCAGGCCGCCCGUGGGGCUCGCGAUGGGCUUCUCGCCCGUCAGGUACACGCAGGGCGUCCAGGGCAUGACGCUGCCGCCGCAGAGCCCCGGCAACUCCAAGGACGACGUGGACGACGAGGACAGCAUCGACGUCACCAACGAGGACACGCUGCCCGCCGACGCCCACCAGCACUCCGAGUCGGCGUCCGCGUCGCCCGGCACCGGCCAGGGCUCCCUGGAGAGCGAGCGGGCGCAGGCCAGCGGCGGCCACCCCAUGGGGCUGCCCCUGUACGGCCCCAUGCACGAGACCGUCUACGAGACGGCGGCCCGGCUGCUGUUCAUGGCGGUCAAGUGGGCCAAGAACCUGCCCUCCUUCGCCAGCCUGCCGUUCCGAGACCAGGUGAUCCUCCUGGAGGAGUCCUGGUCCGAGCUGUUCCUCCUCAACGCCGUGCAGUGGUGCCUGCCGCUGGAGCACGCGCCGCUCUUCUCGCCGCAGGAGCACUCGUCGCUCAACGGCAAGGGCUCCGGCCUCGGCGCCAGCCCGCCCGCCGGCACCGCCGCCGACGUCCGCACCCUGCACGACACGCUGCUGCGGUUCAAGGCGCACGCCGUGGACCCCGCCGAGUUCGCCUGCAUGAAGGCCAUCGUGCUCUUCCGAUCCGAGACGCGCGGCCUGAAGGACCCGGGGCAGGUGGAAAACCUGCAGGACCAGGCGCAGGUGAUGCUGGGCCAGCACACGCGCUCGCACCACCCGGGGCAGGCGGCGCGCUUCGGUCGCCUGCUACUCAUGCUGCCCCUGCUGCGCACCAUCGGGGCCCUCAGGAUCGAGGCCAUCUUCUUCCAGAGGACCAUCGGCAGCACGCCCAUGGAGAAGGUCCUGUGCGACAUGUACAAGAACUGACGCCACCUAUUUGUUUGAUUGUUUAUUUAUUUAUUUAUUUAUUACAUAGUUAUUGUUCACGAGCUAGAGUUUACUCAAUGUUUCAAGUAGUGUGGGAAGGUUUCUUUGUUUGUGCCUUUGCCGGCAAGUUGGCCCGAUCGGUGGGCCGGGGAGGGGGGAUGCAGAGUCGCCAACGGCUGCGAAUGAAAACGAAAUAAAACGUAUGUCUGGAGUGAACGAUUCAGUCUUAGCAACUAUAUUAGGAUAUUUUCGUCACUUUCUUUUUGUGUCAUUCGUUGCACUUUCGAAAUUAGAUAAAUUGUUUGAACUGUGACAGGAAUUGAAGACAUUACUUUUUGUUUUUGCCGAAGUUGUUUUUCUUUUGUGUAUUGUGGAGUGAAAGAAUGAAGAGAAAUUCGGAAGUCCAUGCCAUUGAAUGCACUUCUCGGUUCGUCUUGUUCUAUGCUGUGUCUUUGGUUCCUAUCACUGCGUACGUGCCUAGGUACCGUCUUCGUCUGUCUUUGCAUAUUGCUGUAAAAUGCAGGGCCUAAUUAAAUGCUUAGAUUGUAAGUCUUAUCCGUUCGACUAACGAUGAAACGUGGAACUUUACCUGUAUUUAACGAUUGAUUUUACCAAAGCUGUGUCGCUUUAAGAAGGUCGGAGUGUUGUACAAUG